This is a messenger RNA of Naegleria lovaniensis, 1374 nucleotides long. RefSeq lists its product as uncharacterized. Gene Ontology annotation, molecular function: gamma-tubulin binding; alpha-tubulin binding. Lineage: Eukaryota; Heterolobosea; Eutetramitea; Acrasida; Naegleriidae. The record is from RefSeq and is a predicted model, not a curated record. The transcript has 2 exons. Gene Ontology annotation, biological process: Arp2/3 complex-mediated actin nucleation; exocytosis; retrograde transport, endosome to Golgi. The coding region runs from base 1 to 1374 and encodes 457 amino acids. Gene Ontology annotation, cellular component: early endosome; WASH complex; recycling endosome.
AUGUCUUUCGAAUGUCCUGUGAUGAAUCAUGCUCCCACGAACAUGCAAUACAUGUUGAGUGCGAUCGAGCACUUGGAAAAAGUGAGCUUGGCAACCUUUCAACGGAUUAACGAAAAAAUCGAUGAACAACGUCAAAUUCUACAUCAGGUUCAUCAACGAGUGGCUGUGGUGAAGCAUUCGUUGAAGAAUAUUGAAUCGGAACGAAGCAGAGAAACUCUCCUCGUAACAAGUAGUCCUGUUUUCCCUACUCCGUCCAUAGUGAGCGACAAGCCAUGUUUCUCUAUCGUUCGCGAUCGAAUUACAGUACCUGCCAUGACAAAAACUCACUCAACUCCAUGUAUUCUAAAAAGUCCAGGUGUAAAUAUGCGACUCAACAUGCUCCAUACAUGGUCAACAAGCUGCAACCAUUUUAGAACCAUGUCAAAAUCGUUGUCAGUAGCAACUGGUGUUGGAAAAUAUCAUGAGCGCCCAAUUUCAUCUGUUGGUGAGCUUGUUUGUUUCAACACGAACAUGAAUGUUUUCCAUAACUAUUAUGCUGUGGAUCCUCUGAAUUCAAACACCACAUCAAUCGGCCAAAAUUUAAAGCAGCAGCAACCAACCAGCACUGAUUUUCUGUUGAAAAUACCACCUGCUCCUUAUUCACUAUCUUUCAAUUCCAUUUAUGAAUGUAUUCAGGCAAAAAAUCACCAAAACGAUAUCCAACCCUUUGUUCCCAUCAUGAGCUCCUUACCUGCACUGGAAUUGCCAUCCGAUCUCAACUUGCCAAAUAUUGCAUGUACUAAACAUUGGGAACAUGUCACAGAAAUGCCACCACUUCCAUGUGAGAUCUCUCAAAAUCCCAUGAGUACUAUUCAACACGUAGAGAGAAUGAGUGCAACUGUGGAAGAUGUAAAAGAGGAGAAUGCUUCUCAAACCAUCAUGCAGCAAGUAGCCCUCACGGAAGUUGAUUCCUCAAUGGUACCAUCGACAUGCUUAUCACCUCAAACCCACGAGCUGGAAAUGCCACUUCAAAUGAAUAGUUCAAUAGAAAGAGAUAUUAAUCAACAAAUGGAUGCCAUUCAAACUAACUCUAAUGAAGUCACGUGCAACAAUGCAAAUCAAAACGCAACGGAUCAAAUAGAACAGCCAACUUUGAUGAAUGAAACCAUCUUCUCAACAGCAGCUUCUUCAACUCUUUGGGAUUCUAUCACCAAUUUUUCGAGGGAUAGUUUGAGACGAACAGUGGUAAAUGCACAUAAGGAUCCACAUGAAAGUUCCAAUACCAACCCUGUUUACAGAAACAUGAUACGAGUGCUGGAUUUGAGGAGAAUAGGCAUUGAGGGUAAUGUGGAUGAAGAUGAUGAUACCUCUUCCGCUAUGACUGACACAUGGUAA